Messenger RNA from Lipotes vexillifer (Yangtze River dolphin), 2107 nucleotides. It is a transcript of the gene SERINC3, whose product is annotated as serine incorporator 3. The transcript is spliced from 10 exons. The coding region runs from base 22 to 1443 and encodes 473 amino acids. The record is from RefSeq and is a predicted model, not a curated record. NCBI's taxonomy places the organism in Eukaryota, Metazoa, Chordata, Mammalia, Artiodactyla, Lipotidae. Gene Ontology annotation, cellular component: membrane.
ACCUCCAUCAGCCGCAUCACCAUGGGAGCAGCGCUGGGCGUCUUCUCCCUCGCCAGCUGGGUUCCAUGCCUUUGCGGUGGUGCAUCAUGUUUGCUGUGUAGCUGCUGCCCCAACAGUAAGAAUUCCACUGUGACUCGCCUCAUCUAUGCUUUCAUCCUCUUCCUGGGCACUAUUGUAUGUUGUAUCAUGUUUCAUGAAGGGAUGGAAACUCAGCUGAAGAAGAUUCCUGGAUUCUGUGAUGAAGGACUUAAAACCAAGGUGGCUGAUACAAUCAUGGAUAAAGAUUGUGAUGUGCUGGUUCGUUAUAAAGCCGUAUAUCGAAUCAACUUUGCCUUGGCCGUCUUUUUCUUUGCCUUCUUUCUGCUCAUGUUAAAAGUGAAAACGAGUAAAGAUCCCAGAGCAGCGAUACACAAUGGGUUUUGGUUCUUCAAAAUUGCUGCUAUUGUUGGGAUCAUGGUUGGAUCUUUCUAUAUCCCUGGGGGCCACUUCACCACAGCCUGGUUUUUUAUUGGCAUGGUGGGGGCUGCCUUCUUCAUCCUCAUCCAGCUGGUGCUGUUGGUGGACUUUGCUCACUCUUGGAAUGAAUCAUGGGUAAAUCGAAUGGAAGAAGGGAACCCAAGGUGCUGGUAUGCGGCUUUACUGUCUGUCUCAAGCAUGUUUUAUAUCCUGUCAGUCAUCUCUGUCAUAUUGCUCUACACAUACUACAGCAAACCAGAUGGCUGCACAGAAAACAAGUUCUUCAUCAGUUUUAAUCUGAUGCUUUGCAUUGUGGUUUCUAUUAUGUCAAUCCAUCCAAAAAUUCAGGAACACCAGCCUCGUUCUGGCCUCCUGCAGUCCUCUGUCAUCACCCUCUACACCAUGUACCUCACAUGGUCAGCCAUGUCCAAUGAACCUGAUCAUUCCUGCAACCCUGGCCUAUUGAGCAUCAUUAUGCACAUGACCUCACCAACCUUGGCUCCUGCAAAUGCAACUGCUCUUGCCCCUACUCCUGCUGCACCGUCGCAGAGUGGGCCUUCUCUGAAUAAAGAGAACUUUAUUGGGCUGGUCGUCUUCGUUCUCUCCCUUUUGUAUUCUAGCAUCCGCAAUGCCAGCAAUAGCCAAGUAAGUAAGCUGACCCUGUCAGGAAGUGACAGCGUGAUCCUCCGUGAUACGACUGCCAACGGCGCCAGCGAUGAGGAAGAUGGACGGCCUCGGCGGGCUGUGGACAACGAACGAGAGGGCGUGCAGUACAACUACUCCAUAUUCCACCUCAUGCUCUGCUCGGCUUCCUUGUACAUCAUGUUGACCCUGACCAACUGGUACAGCCCUGAUGCAAACUUCCAGACCAUGACCAGCAAGUGGCCAGCUGUGUGGGUCAAGAUCAGUUCCAGCUGGGUCUGCCUCCUCCUCUACGUCUGGACCCUUGUGGCUCCGCUCGUCCUCACCAGUCGAGACUUCAGCUGAAGCUCUAAGUGCCAAGGACACACUGAAAUUCAUAAAGGUCUCCUUUGCUGAAAGCUCACAUCCCUUUUACUUUUGCUUCAACUAAUAUAUUAAGCAAACUCUCUGCAAAUAAGACUAUAUCCAGGUUUAUAUCAGAGGGCAAGAGUGAAUGAUGCUUGAUGCAGGAUCAGAACUUUUCGUUUAUAUCUAUAUUAUGUUUAUUUGUAAGGAUAUAGAGUAAAAGGAACGUUUUGCCUUUUAAAGUGAACUACAGCUGUGCUGUGAAGAGAGUUCUUUAUUAAGACUUAUAGGUUCCUACAACUUUGAUUUAACAUGUAAGACAGAAAAAUGUUGGAUAUUUGAGGCCGUCGUUAAUAUAUUUCUAUUGCAAAAUCUUUAAAAAGCAUAGUAAUUGUAAUAAUGCAUUUCUAUGACAGUUUUCUUCUGUGAAAGUCUUGUGUGAAACAAGCUCUUUGUUCAGUCCUUAAACUCAUAGUGCUUGGGGAGAGGAGUACAUGUGUGGGUCUUGCCCCAGAAGAGGGGUUGCUGGUAUGGCUACUGUUUCUGUAUCUUGAGUUUUUUCAUUUACUUUCUUUUAUACUACAGUCUUGAUGCUGCUUGAUUUAAGCCUGUGGCUUUGCCAGAAAUGUUAAUUUCAAUUAAAUGCUUUGUAGGUUUGGUUAAA